Coregonus clupeaformis (lake whitefish) is the source of this 794-nucleotide messenger RNA. RefSeq names its product glutaredoxin and cysteine rich domain containing 1 b (gene grxcr1b). Lineage: Eukaryota; Metazoa; Chordata; Actinopteri; Salmoniformes; Salmonidae. The record is from RefSeq and is a predicted model, not a curated record. Bases 1 to 495 code for a protein of 164 amino acids. The transcript has 2 exons. Gene Ontology annotation, biological process: sensory perception of sound.
AUGGAGGGCACAACCUCAAGACAAGACAAAGAAAAGGCUCAGAGAACCAUAAGGUUUCGGGUGGCAUCUGCAAAUAGCGGUCGCAUUUUAACGGAGGUGUUCAAGGAUGACACAUUGACAUUGUGUUGCUCAGUGACAGACUCAGUUGACUCGGACUGCACCAGCAACUCGGAGAGCGAGCGGGCGUGCUCCCCACCAACCAGCGAGGCAAAUGGGCAUCUGUGUGGGCUGGUGGGCACAGCACCGGAUGAUUGCGGGAGUGAUCCGGAUGACCUGCUUAUGUACGCUAGCACCAAAAAGGAGCUGCUCUUUAGCAACAAGCGCAUUAAUAUCUGCAGCAAGAAUGGGACUGUACGUGGUGUGAGGAACAAAGUCAGUGCAGGUCAAGUGCUGUUCAACAACCUUUCCAACCUCUCCAACGUGUAUACAGGUAACCUGCGUGGCAUCCGACCUCAUCUGAAAAAAAUACCAUGGGAAAAAGAUGCUGGGAACUGAGACUGGGUCUACUGACUCUGCUGGGAAUAGAACACACAACCUUUGGUCUUAAAGAUUUGUGUUUAUGUAUUUACUUCGGGGACAGUCACACUAGGCCCAAUGUCUCAAUUACUCCCCCUGGUCCCUUAUGGUUUAUGACCUGAAUGGUUGAGAUAAUAGUGAAUAACCAAUGCAAUCCUAAAACCAAUACAGUAGAGAUCCAAACCCUACAGUUAUGAACAGACUAUUCCUCUAAAUACAGCAUUAUUCUAGAGGCUGUGUAAAUCAGCUAUGCCAAACGCUGUAUUGGACAUGUGUUA